AUGCCCUCGUCCCAGCCUCUGGUUGUGCCACCGCAAACCAUACCCUCGCUCCAGCCUCUGGUUUUGCCGUCGCCGCAAAGACAGGCCCCGCCUCCGCCUCUGAUUACGCAGCCGCUGCAGACUGCGCCUCAGGCUUUAACCCACGCCGCAUCAACAUCUUCCUCGUCAUCUACCGCUACCAACCGCAUUGUUCCCGACGCACGAUUUUCUGUGGAAAGCUACCAGCAAUCAAAAGCUCCUGAAUGUUGCGAUGCACUCGCGGAACCGCUGGCUCAACUCUUCAACACCUCGCUUUCCACCGGAGUUUUCCCAUGUUUCUGGAAGAAGUCGUUUUUGUUCCCUGUUCACAAAAAGGGGCCUAAACGUGACGUCCGGAACUAUCGCGGAAUCGCUGCCCUCUGCGCUGUAAGCAAGCUCUUCGAAGUCAUUGUGCUAGACUUCAUCAAGUUCAACUGUUGUGAUUAUAUCGCCCAGGAUCAACAUGGCUUUAUGGCGAAACGUUCUACCAGUUCCAAUCUGGUCACCUAUUCGUCCUUCAUCCUACGAACCAUGCAGAAACGGAAACAAAUUGACGCCAUCUACACGGAUCUAUUGGCAGCAUUCGACAAGCUAAACCACCGUAUUGCUGUUGCUAAACUCGAGCGACUGGGCUUCAGCGGUUCUCUGCUCGAAUGGCUUCGCUCCUACCUCACCGGACGAGAAAUGAGCGUGAAAGUGGGCGACGUAAUUUCUGCCAUAUUUGCUGUUUUUCAGGCGUCCCACAAGGCAGCCACCUGGGUCCCCUGAUUUUUCUCCUCUAUAUGAAUGACGUGCAUCCUCUGCUUAAAUGUCACAAGCUGUCUUACGCGGACGACAUAAAGCUUUUCACUGUUAUCGAUGAGACCAGAGACUGCCAGUUUCUUCAAGAGCAGCUCAACCGGUUUGCCAACUGGUGCUCCGAUAACAGAAUGGUUCUUAAUGCAACUAAGUGUUCAGCAAUCACUUUCACCCGCAAACGCAACAAAAUUUCCUUUGACUAUACUCUUUCAAACACCACCAUACCUCGGACUUCCUGUGUGAAAGAUUUAGGCGUGAUGCUGGAUAGCAAAAUGACGUUUACUGACCAUAUUACGUACAUGGUUUCCAAAGCUUCCAAAACAUUAGGAUUCGUCUUUAGGAUAGCUAAGCAUUUUCGAGAUUUAGGCUGUCUCAAAGCUCUUUAUUGCUCGCUGGUUCGUUCUACGCUCGAGUACUGUUCCACGGUUUGGGCUCCCUUCUACCAGAACGCCAUUCAACGCGUGGAGUCGGUGCAGCGAAAGUUCGUCAAAUAUGCCCAACGUCACAUCACUUGGCCUGAUCCUUUAAAUCCUCCGAGCUAUGCUGAACGUUGCAAAAUGCUAAACCUUGAUCUUCUUUCGG
Messenger RNA from Culex quinquefasciatus (southern house mosquito), 1398 nucleotides. RefSeq lists its product as uncharacterized. The record is from RefSeq and is a predicted model, not a curated record. Lineage: Eukaryota; Metazoa; Arthropoda; Insecta; Diptera; Culicidae. The transcript is spliced from 2 exons. The coding region runs from base 1 to 786 and encodes 261 amino acids.